UAUAUCUGUGCCUCUUUAAAUUCUAAAUAUCUAUAGACCAACAUAAUUAUCCUCUAAUAUCUCUCUCUAUAUAUUAUUAUUUGCAAUCCUCCAAGAAGAAUCUCACUUACCCUUAAACCUCUCUUCUCUAGCUAAAAGAAAAAAAAAAUCCUCUCUUCUCUGUUUUUGUGUCUGUUUCUAUCUCUAUCUCUUCCACUCUUGUCGAAAAUGGGAGGUAGUAAGAAGCAUGCUAAAACCUCUACUUCUCUUGCCAUUGUCGAAACAAAUUCUCACGAAAAUAAAGUUGUCCCCAUUGAAGCACCGAUUGUGUCCUCUUACAAUGACAGGAUCAGGCCGUUGCUUGACACCGUAGACAGGUUGAGGAACCUGAACGUGAUGAGAGAAGGGAUUCAGCUUCCCACCAUUGUUGUGGUUGGAGACCAGUCCUCGGGGAAGUCAAGUGUGCUCGAGUCCCUUGCUGGAAUCAGUUUGCCUCGUGGGCAAGGAAUCUGCACGAGGGUUCCUCUUGUCAUGAGGCUUCAACGAAGCUCAAGCCCUGAACCUGAGAUCUGGCUUGAAUUUGGGGACAAAGUUGUUCAUACGGAUGAGAAACACAUAGCUGAAGCUAUAUGUGCUGCAACGGAUGUUAUAGCUGGAUCUGGAAAAGGGGUUUCAGACACUACGCUGACGCUGCAUGUCAAGAAGGAUGGUGUUCCUGAUCUGACAAUGGUUGAUCUCCCAGGGAUAACCCGAGUUCCAGUGAACGGACAGCCAGAAAACAUCUAUGAGCAGAUCUCUGCGAUGAUCAUGAAGUACAUAGAGCCUCAGGAGUCAAUCAUCCUCAAUGUUCUGUCAGCUACGGUCGACUUCACCACCUGCGGAUCAAUUCGAAUGUCUAGACAAGUUGACAAAACCGGUGAACGGACUCUAGCUGUUGUAACAAAGGCAGACAUGGCUUCUGAAGGUCUUUUACAAAAAGUCACUGCAGAUGAUGUGAGUAUCGGGCUCGGUUACGUCUGUGUCAGAAACCGGAUAGGAGAGGAAACAUAUGAAGAAGCUAGGAUGCAGGAAGAGCUGCUCUUCAGUACUCAUCCACUGCUAAGCUUGAUUGAUGAUGAGAUCGUGGGCAUCCCUGUGUUAGCUCAGAAGCUAAUGCUUAUCCAAGCAACAAUGAUCGGCCGUUGUUUACCUGAGAUUGUUCGCAAGAUAAACCAGAAGAUGGAAACUGCUGUGCUAGAGUUGAAAAAACUGCCAACGGUAAUGGCUUCUACUGGAGAAGCGUUGAUGGCACUGAUGGAUAUAAUCAAUUCUGCGAAAGAGUCUCUCCUAAGAAUUCUAGUCCAAGGAGAUUUCUCUGAGUACCCAGAUGAGCAAAAGAUGCAUUGUACUGCUCGCUUAGCUGAAAUGUUAAGCCAAUUCUCAGAUAAUUUGCAAGCACAGCCCAAGGAUGUGACAGAGUUCUUGAUGGAUGAGAUCAAGAUCCUUGAUGAAUGCAAAUGUGUCGGCCUACCAAAUUUCAUCCCGAGAUCGGCGUUCUUAGCUAUUCUCUCCCAGCACGUGGAUGGAAUACAUGGCAAGCCGGUUGAUUUCAUCAAGAAGAUAUGGGACUACGUUGAAAUGGUGCUCUCAUCAGUUCUCAACAAAUAUUCUGAAAACUUCCCACAGAUUCAAUCGUCCAUCAAACGAGCCGGUCGCAAUCUCAUUUGCAAGAUGAAGGAAAAAUCCGUGGAGAGAGUGAUUGAGAUCGUAGAGAUGGAGAAGCUCACAGAUUACACAUGUAACCCAGAGUACAUGACGUCUUGGACGGAGAAGACAGGUGCACAGCAAAACUUCAUUAAAGCUGUGUUGAACGAUGAGAAAAAACCUGAGAAUUUCUCUCUAACUGGAUUCGGGAAUGUGAAGAUUUCGCAUCUGCGAAAAUAUCACGCUCAUCUGCUGCAGCAGGCGUUCGACAUGAAGAUGAGGAUCACAUCGUACUGGACAAUCGUCCUUCGGAGGAUUGUUGACAACCUUGCGCUGUAUCUUCAAUUCUCGGUGAAGAAUCUCGUCAACAGUCAGUUUCAGAAGGAGAUCGUGGCGGAAAUGGUGGAUUUCAGAGGAGGCGGAGGAAUUGAGAGAAUGCUGGCGGAGUCGCCGUCGAUGGCGAGCAAGCGGGAGAAGCUUAAGAACAGCAUCAAGCUCUUGAAGGAGUCCAAGGACGUCGUGGCCGCCAUCGUCGAUCAGAACUCUGGCUAUGGAGAUCGUUGAUG
This is a messenger RNA of Eutrema salsugineum, 2228 nucleotides long. RefSeq names its product dynamin-related protein 4C. The record is from RefSeq and is a predicted model, not a curated record. Gene Ontology annotation, molecular function: GTPase activity; microtubule binding; GTP binding. Bases 208 to 2226 code for a protein of 672 amino acids. Gene Ontology annotation, cellular component: cytoplasm; membrane; microtubule. NCBI's taxonomy places the organism in Eukaryota, Viridiplantae, Streptophyta, Magnoliopsida, Brassicales, Brassicaceae. The transcript has 2 exons.